CAACAGCGAUGAACGUGGUGGUGAUCUUGCUAAACGUUCUUAUUGUUGUUGUGGUGAGUGGCGGACCUGCUUGGAAAGAGGAGGGUAGAAGAGGUAGCGGGCUCAAAAUUGGUACUGGAGGCAAGAAUAACGUGUCUACUCGCGCGAAUGGAUUGAGGCUUGGAGGUAGCACGAGAGGUUCGAGAACAACCACGGCGGUUACACCGUCGGAAGAGGAUUACGUGCCACCUCCUACCACUCCAACAUCACCGAGCUCCUCGAGUCACCUUCACGUUGGGAUGGUUGUGCCAUAUAAGUCUUUUGGUGUUAGGGAAUACACGAAGGCUAUUACUUCGGCGAAGUAUAACUUGCAGAGGAAGCUGAAGAUCUUCAAAAAUCACGACAUCCAAGUGCACAUUGUGAUGAAAGAGUUGACUCCUAGUCCAACAGCAAUCCUCAAGUCCCUAUGCAAGGAAUUCCUCUCGUAUAACGUGUCCGCCAUUCUGUACCUGAUGAACUACGAGCAGUAUGGCCGCAGUACCGCAUCGGCCCAAUAUUUCCUGCAGCUGGCCGGAUAUUUGGGAAUUCCCGUGAUAGCCUGGAACGCUGACAAUUCAGGCCUGGAACGACGAGCGUCCCAAACUUCUCUCCAACUCCAGUUGGCGCCGUCUUUGGAACAUCAGACGGCCGCCAUGUUGAGCAUCCUGGAACGUUACAAAUGGCAUCAGUUCUCGGUCGUCACCAGCCUUAUCGCCGGCCACGACGACUUCAUUCAGGCAGUCAGGGAGAGGGUGUCUGUCAUGCAGGAUCGGUUCAAAUUCACUAUACUGAAUGCAGUUCUGGUCGCCAAAAAGGGAGAUCUCUCUGCUUUGGUAGAUUCAGAAGCUCGCGUCAUGCUUCUGUACUGUACCCGCGAAGAGGCCAUCGGUAUCUUGACUGCAGCUCGUGAUUUCCACCUGACAGGUGAGAACUACGUUUGGGUGGUGACACAAAGUGUGAUCGAGAAUCCUCUGCAAGCUCCUAAUCAAUUCCCAGUCGGAAUGCUUGGGGUACAUUUCGAUACGUCCAGUACCAGUUUAGUGAAUGAGAUAACGACGGCAAUAAAAGUUUACGCCUACGGGGUGGAGGAUUACUCUAACGACUAUCGAAAUUCAGGUCGAUCGCUCAACACACAACUAUCUUGCGAAGGUGUUGGCGCCUCCAGGUGGGACACCGGAGACAGGUUUUUCCGAUACCUGAGAAAUGUCAGCGUCGAAGCUGAUGCUGGAAAGCCCAAUCUCGAAUUCACGCAAGAUGGAGUUCUGAAAGCUGCCGAACUGAAGAUAAUGAACCUGAGACCUGGGGUGAGCAAACAGUUGGUCUGGGAGGAGAUCGGAGUCUGGAAGUCAUGGCAAAGGGAAGGCUUGGAUAUCAAGGAUAUCGUUUGGCCCGGAAAUAGUCAUACUCCUCCCCAAGGCGUUCCGGAGAAAUUUCAUCUGAAAAUAACAUUUCUCGAAGAACCUCCCUACAUCAAACUGGCACCGCCGGAUCCAGUAACCGGAAAAUGUUCGAUGGAUCGAGGAGUGCUGUGUCGGGUGGCUAGCGAUGCUGAAUUGAACCAGGUGGACAGCACACUCGCCCAUCGUAACGGAAGUUUUUAUCAGUGCUGUUCGGGUUUCUGCAUAGAUCUUCUGCAGAAGUUCUCCGAAGAGUUAGGAUUCACCUACGAGUUGGUCCGAGUGGAAGACGGCAGAUGGGGAACGAAUGUCAACGGAAGGUGGAAUGGAUUGAUUGCCGAUCUGGUGAACAGGAAAACCGAUAUGGUCAUGACGUCCCUGAUGAUUAAUGCAGAGCGCGAGGCUGUGGUUGACUUCAGCGUGCCUUUCAUGGAAACUGGCAUAGCCAUUGUAGUUGCGAAAAGAACAGGAAUAAUAUCUCCCACAGCCUUCCUGGAGCCAUUCGAUACCGCCUCCUGGAUGUUAGUGGGAGUUGUGGCUAUUCAAGCUGCUACUUUUACCAUAUUCUUGUUCGAAUGGCUUUCACCGAGUGGUUUCAACAUGAAACUCUCUCUUCAUGAGGGUCCUUCAGCAUCCCAUCGCUUCUCUCUUUUCCGCACGUACUGGCUGGUUUGGGCUGUCCUUUUCCAGGCUGCUGUGCAUGUAGAUUCUCCCAGAGGCUUCACAGCACGUUUCAUGACCAACGUAUGGGCAAUGUUUGCUGUCGUUUUUCUUGCCAUCUACACUGCCAACCUCGCGGCCUUCAUGAUAACCAGGGAGGAGUUUUUUGAAUUUUCAGGAAUUGACGACCACAGACUCUGCCGCCCCUACUCUAACAAACCCCUCAUCAAAUUCGGAACAAUCCCAUGGUCACACACCGACUCCACCAUAGCGAAAUACUUUAAGGACAUGCACAACUACAUGAAACAGUUCAACAAGUCGACCGUCCUAGAGGGCGUGACGGACGUACUCAGCGGCGAUCUGGACGCCUUCAUCUACGACGGGACUGUUCUGGAAUACCUAACCUCCCAGGACGAAGACUGCAGACUGCUCACAGUGGGCUCCUGGUACGCUAUGACCGGCUACGGUCUUGCGUUCCCGCGCAACUCCAAAUACCUCAAGAUGUUCAACAAAAGACUUCUAGAUUAUAGAGAAAACGGUGAUCUAGAAAGGCUGAGAAGGUACUGGAUGACCGGGGUUUGUAGACCGGGCAAACAGGAACACAAGAGUUCGGAUCCGUUGGCCUUAGAACAGUUCUUAUCAGCCUUCCUCCUUCUGAUGGCUGGCAUACUAUUGGCAGCCAUUUUGUUAUUUUUAGAAUACGUGUAUUUUAAGUAUAUAAGGAAGCAUCUAGCCAAGACUGAUCGAGGCGGAUGCUGCGCCUUGAUCAGCCUCUCAAUGGGGAAGAGCCUCACCUUCCGAGGCGCCGUCUUCGAGGCUCAAGAUAUCUUGAAGAACCACAGGUGCAAAGAUCCAAUCUGCGAUACGCAUCUGUGGAAGGUGAAGAGAGAGUUGGACAUAGCAAUCUUGAGGUGUAAACAGCUGGAGAAAGAAAUGGAGUCGCAUGGAAUCAAGCCACCUCCUCCCUGUAAACGCGUAAUCGUUUCUGGGGAGCAAGCAAGAGCGAGAUUGAGAGGAUUGAAUAAAGAAAGAGGAAGUUGUUCGGAUGUAUUCGGACAAAGGACAGAAAUAGCAGAGAUGGAAACGGUGCUGUGAUCAGAAGAAUUCUACAUCAGUAACACCAAAAUUCGACCCGUAUCAUCGUAUCAUAUAUAAAAAUCUGCCAUUACGUGUCAACAUAAACUUAUGAUUGUGGUGCAUUGUUAUAAUUAGAAUACGUGGGUAGUGAAAUGAACUGAAGUAAAUUAUAUAUUAUAACAUAUAUGAAUUAUAAGGUCAUAUUUUCAUCAUCACCACAGGUAUCACUAAAGUUAAACUCAAGAAGAGAUUAAGACGAGAUAAACAUGUAAUUUUAGAGAGAACAUAGGUUAAGUGAGUCAGAACAACAGAUGUGAUGUAUUUUUUCUAGUUGUCUCCUGAUCCUGAAAAACUGAGUGAGCAAUGUGUAUGAACUUCUGUUUGAACUGAGGAAGGAUUGUAUUUCGGAAUUUUGUUCUUAUGAACCAAUGAAU
This is a messenger RNA of Coccinella septempunctata (seven-spotted ladybird), 3586 nucleotides long. RefSeq names its product glutamate receptor ionotropic, NMDA 2B (gene Nmdar2). The record is from RefSeq and is a predicted model, not a curated record. The transcript is spliced from 11 exons. Gene Ontology annotation, biological process: monoatomic ion transport; modulation of chemical synaptic transmission; synaptic transmission, glutamatergic. Gene Ontology annotation, cellular component: postsynaptic membrane; plasma membrane. Bases 9 to 3170 code for a protein of 1053 amino acids. Lineage: Eukaryota; Metazoa; Arthropoda; Insecta; Coleoptera; Coccinellidae. Gene Ontology annotation, molecular function: NMDA glutamate receptor activity; transmitter-gated monoatomic ion channel activity involved in regulation of postsynaptic membrane potential.